This is a messenger RNA of Metarhizium brunneum ARSEF 3297, 1017 nucleotides long. RefSeq lists its product as uncharacterized. The record is from RefSeq and is a predicted model, not a curated record. NCBI's taxonomy places the organism in Eukaryota, Fungi, Ascomycota, Sordariomycetes, Hypocreales, Clavicipitaceae.
AUGGACAAUGACACGAGCGACGCCGUGCAACACGACGAGCAACAGUCAACAUCAGUCCAUCGACGGACACCUUCUGGUUCCGGAAUUCUAUCAAAAUUUCCCUUCAUGAGAACAUCUGCAGAAAUUAAGACACGCCUAGACAUCGAAGAAGAAGACACAAUAAACUCAGUGGCCACCGCGCCGUCGUCACUCGCUCCCUUGACGCAGCUGCAAAAGACUCGGCGUCGACGAGGCUCCCUUAGAAAGGCAGCCCUUCUCGGGCGCGGUGCACAGCGUGAGAAAAAGGACACUAAGCUAUUGAAGAUUGACACCUCGCAUACUGCUGCAUUUGGAGCGGGUGUGGUUGGGGCAUCGUCGUCCUCUACCGCCACUGAACGAGACGCCCUGGGCCUUAAGACAUCCGAUUUCACGCUUCACACGGUAUCAACGGAUAUGUCUCUUCAGAACUCGGCGACUUCUAACCAGUCAGGAGUGAAUGCAAUAGCUAACGGAGGUCACGGCGAACAGGAUACAGAGCGACGCAACUCUUAUAACUCAACGACGGAUGAGGAGGAUGUACUACACAUUUCCCACAAUCAAGGCCCUCCACUCUCCACCUUGUCUGUGUCAUCCGGAUCUGAAUCCUAUUAUACGAACCGAACAACUGCCCCCCGCCGCAGAUCAUUCCAACAAACGAAGUCUCCACUAUCCUACAGUGGCAUUUCUACAACAGCUCUCCCUCAUCCAGACUCUGAUUGGGAUUAUUCAGAAACUGAGUGGUGGGGGUGGGUUGUCCUUACUGUGACUUGGUUCGUCUUCGUCAUUGGCAUGGGAUCGUGCUUGAAUGUCUGGACUUGGGCGUGGGACGUUGGCAAAACACCGUACGCACCUCCUGAGCUUGAAAACGACGAGACUCUACCAAUAGUCGGGUAUUAUCCAGCGCUCAUCAUAUUGACGGGUGUCAUGGCUUGGGUUUGGGUUGUAGUCGCUUGGGUGGGAAUGAAGUACUUUCGGCAUGCCAAAAUUAGUGGUGAUUGA